GGAGCAGACGAAGGCUUGUUUCUGACCCACUUCAACCUCUUUAACUGCUCCUCUCUUCUCCUAGCUCUUUAGCUCUCUGUCUCUGGGUAUAACUGUCUCAGGAGAAGACUCUUUCCUCAGGCAUCCCUCUGCCUGACAAGAAGAUGAGUCUCGGUGUGUGUCUUCAGCUGGCCUGCGUGUCCCUGGUGCUGCUGUGGGCCCCUGGCUGUCACGCCUCCCCGGUGCUGUUCAACAUGUCCAUGGACGGCAGUGGAGACGGAGCAGAGCUGGAGCUCCUGCUGCCUGUGGCGUCCUCCACCAGAAUCCCCCUCCUGGUCCACCUCAGCCCCACCACCAUCCCUUCCCCUGGGGCAGGGGCUGGAGGUGGAGCUGGGGCUGGAGGAACCGAGGUUCCCACUCUCACCGGCACCAUCACCACCACCAUGAUCCGCCUCAAGGACUUCGUCCUCAGCCGAGUGGUGGACUUCCUUCAGGAGAACCUGCUCAUCAUCAUCGUGGCCACUUCCCUCCUCAUUGUCUUGGUCUUCAUCAUCUGCUGUGCCUCCGCCAUGAGCCACAAGCGCAAGCUGGAGGCCUACAAGCCCCCAGCGAACCCACCCAGGAAGUACACAGACCAGGUCAAGCCCCCCAGCGGGCUCCAGGGCAGGCCGUACGCGGUUGACCACGUUCAGAGGUUCCAGAGCCAGGCUUCCCCCACCCUGCGCACCCCCUCCAAGGCCCUGGUCGGGGACAAGGAGGGCAGGGACAUCAAGCCCAGGCAUCAAGAGGUCAAAAAGGUGAGGGUGGCGGAGGAGGAAGAGGUGGAGGAGAAGAGGAGAGUGGAGUCCAGGCCGAAGGAGCAGGCCAAGAGGAGGGAGGAGGAGCAGCAGAGCUCAGCCGGUCAGCCGGUGGUCUGCACCUGCCACCUCAGGAAGCACUAGUCCCAGGCCUGGGGA
This is a messenger RNA of Osmerus eperlanus (European smelt), 935 nucleotides long. RefSeq names its product transmembrane protein 119a (gene tmem119a). Gene Ontology annotation, cellular component: plasma membrane. Lineage: Eukaryota; Metazoa; Chordata; Actinopteri; Osmeriformes; Osmeridae. The transcript has 2 exons. Gene Ontology annotation, biological process: positive regulation of bone mineralization; positive regulation of osteoblast proliferation; ossification. Bases 144 to 920 code for a protein of 258 amino acids. The record is from RefSeq and is a predicted model, not a curated record.